GUUCGAGCGCCCGUCUCCCCACGUACGCAACGCUCUCGUCGUACCUUCCAACGGAAGUCUUACGCGUGUGUCGCGACAUCGCCCCAUUCACCAACUCCUUACCACCCCCGUCCCUCACCCACCCCCACACGCAUUAGUUCAAGUACUUUCCCAUUAGUUCUUCGGUUCGUAUCCGCACGCGACACUGAUGGACAACACGAUGGGGGAAUAUUUUUUUUUCGAGUCUUUCAAAUACACCAGUGGUUAGGGGGUGAUACUGGGGAGGGGGAGGAACAUAUCGCGGGGUGAAAACAACUCGGAUGAAUUAUGAGGCGGGUAAAUUGGGGAUUGUGGACGGUUGUGGAGUGGAUGAUGAGGUGAUUCAAGGAAACUGAUAAUUCAAGUGCGAAGAGUGCUGAGGUUUUACGGAAUUUCGAGUGAUAAUAUUAAUGAAUUUAAUUUAAUGGUAAUUAAUGGUUCGGGGGAUCAGUCAUGUGGUUGCGGAAUUUUGGUGAAAUUUUGUUUUGAGUCGUAAAAUUUAUUUAAUUAAAUUCGAAAUUUAUUUCGUGAGGGAAAAUUGGUCAGGAAAAAUUAAUUUAACUAAUUUAUGGAAUUUAAUGAAAGUCAUCUUACAAGCAAUUUUCAUACUAUUGAGAUGUCAUUCAGAUAUUCAAAAAUAAUAUAAAAAACAUAAAUAAAAGACAUAGAUAAAGGAAAUUGUAGAACUCAUUGGAAUACUCGUGGAACAGAGGUAAAACGACAUUGCAGAAAUUCAACGUUCACUGUUUGGGUAAAUCUUUGGGGGAUUGGACUACAUCCCGUAAGGCGCUUCGUUUACCAGUGUAGAGUGAAGGGGAAAUAGGUACUGAAGAUCUAAAGAAAAUAAAUAGAAGGAAGAGGGAAAAUAAAAAGAGAGUGCUGUGACGAAAGCGACUGAAAAAACUGCUUUUACCGAAAUAAAAGUGAUGCAACGAUAAAAGAACAUAUUUUCCAAUAACCAGUGACAUGAGAAUAGCAACAAUAAUAACUAAAUUAAUAUUCCCAACAUUUCAUUAACAAUCUUUCUCAUUAAAAAAACCCAAAACCCAAAUUAAGGAGUGAAAAAAAUCUGUUGUCCCUUUGUGAUAAACAAAAAAAUUAAAAAACGUCUUCUGAAAUAUUUUAUUAAUUAGUUUCAAUUUUCUUAAUGUUUAAAAAGUUGUUGAUGAUAUUAAUUAGUCAUUAAAAAACAUUCCACUAUUUUUAUUAAUAUCAACAAAGCUUCAAGUCAAAAGUAAACAGAGGGCCAUCAAAUUGAAUUGAAAAGAUAAUUCAUUUAUAAUAAUUAUCAGGCAACAAAAAUUACUAAAAAAAAUAUAUAACUCAUAAUGAUUUUAUUCAAUUAAAUUUCUCUUUUUUUAUGCAAAAAGAAAAAUAAACCGGAGCUUUAAACGAAGAGUGGCCUGUUGACUUUACGGUCUGUCCAGAUCCCGUGUUAGAGGUGUCGUCAUUGGAUAUUACGAGCGUAAAAACACGGAAGUGGAAGUGAAUGGUGAAGGGUAGAGGGCAUGACGUGCCGCGUCACGUAGAGUUACAGAGACGCGGGGAUUUUCGUUGAGGGUCCCCCCUCAGGUUGUUGUAAAAAAAAAAAAGAGGGGGAGUCACAAGGGUGGAGAAAAAUCGCCGAGGGCGAGAUGCAGCAUCACGGGAAUCAGCAGCGACGUAUCCUCGGCCCCGCCCUCGUACUCCUGACAAUUCAAACGAUCGCACUAGUACUGGCAGGUGACCAAGAGAGAAACGUGUGGUACGAUGCGGCAACGCAGGACAUCGAGACAAGGAUACGUGCUGCAGCGGCCUCGAGUACCACUGGUACAACACCACCAGUUGGUGAAGCACGAGGGGUUGUAUUCUUUGUUGGUGAUGGUAUGGGUAUGAGUACACUCACCGCAGCUCGUAUUCUCUCUGGUCAGCGUCAAGGUAACACUGGUGAAGAGACGCGUCUCGCCUGGGACGAAUUUCCAGCGAUUGCACUAGCAAGGACGUACAAUAACGACGCUCAAGUCGGUGAAUCAUCGGCGUGUGCAACAGCUCUGGUGUGCGGGGUCAAGGCCAAUUACGAGACCGUUGGACUAGACUCAUCAGCGAAGUUCGACAACUGCCUCUCAAGUCAAACCGCAAGGGUACCGUCUAUUGUGCAGUGGGCGCAGGAGAGAGGUAAAUCUACAGGUCUCGUAACAACAACACGAGUAACUCACGCCACCCCAGCGGCUCUCUACGCUCAUGCCUCCAGUAGAUACUGGGAGGACGAUGGAAAAGUGCCUUCAGCCGCUAGAAUCAAUUGCAAAGACAUUGCUAAGCAACUUGUUGAAGACGAACCCGGUAGAAACUUGAAUGUUAUUCUUGGCGGUGGUAGACGACACUUCGUGUCUAAAGUCACGCCGGACCCAGAGGAUCCGGACAAAGAGGGAAGACGAUUGGACGGGAGAAAUCUCAUUACGGAAUGGACAAAGAGCCAUCCGGAGCCCAAUUCCAAGUACGUGUUCUCCAAGGAGCAGUUUGAUGAUGUUGAUCCUAGUCGGGUGGAUCAUUUACUAGGUCUGUUUGCCUAUUCCCACAUGGACUUUGAAGUAGAUCGCAAUGCAUCCGGCACUGGUGAUCCAUCACUCGCUGAAAUGACGUUAAAAGCACUGAGAAUACUCAAGAAAAACCCAGAGGGAUUCUUCUUGUUUGUCGAGGGUGGAAGAAUAGACCAUGCCCAUCACUAUAACAAUGCUUAUCGUGCACUGGAUGAGACACUAGCGAUGGAGGAGGCAGUACGAGCGGUCAGAGAUGAGGUCGACCUCACUGAGACACUUCUGGUAGUCACCGCUGAUCAUUCCCAUGUAUUGACACUAGGAGGGCUGGCUACACUACGGGGAAAUCCAAUUUUCGGCUCCGACAGCAAAAAGUCGGACGUGGAUGGGAAACCGUACACAACCCUGUUGUACAGCAACGGUCCGGGUCACACGGAGCCACGAUCCGUCAUGCGGGAGGCUAGCAAGGAUUCUAUUCAGACAGCGGGGGUUCCUCGCUCAUGGGCCACCCACGCCGGUGAGGAUGUCCCGGUCUUCGCCAUUGGACCCCUAGCAAACAUUCUAUUCUCCGGUAGCAUCGAUCAGAGCUACAUACCCCAUGCUAUAGCGUAUGCCGCGUGUAUGGGUAGACACGCCAGUCGAUGUUCACGAGAUUCAGCCAUAAUCAACGAAACAAUAAUGGCACCGAUAAGCUGUCCCUCAGCAGAGCCCAACAGUGCAGCAAUAUCCAGUGACGUGAUGAACGAUCAAGCGAGAAAUCCACCCAUCAACUCAAAUGCCCAACGCAACCUACCACUCGUUAUCAGUUUCAUAAUCACAAUCACUCUCCAACUGAAGAGUUAAUGUUCAAUGAAUACCUGAAUUUUUUUUGUACAAAAUAAGUGUCACAAACUGAGAAAAACAACAUUUUCAUGCCAAAUAUUGAUUUACUUUGGGGAAGUAUUUAAUUUUUUCGUUUGUUAUAAUUUUAUAAACCACUCAAUUUCAUCUUAAUCGAUGAUUUAUGAUUAUUAAUGAAUAAUAAUAGUAGUUAAUAAGUCCUGUUAAUGAUUAUUAUUUAUUGAUAACUAGGUAUUUAAUGGUUCAUUUCAUUGUACUUCAAUUUUUUGACCGAAAAAUGAUCGAAAUUCUCCUCUCGAGAGAAUCAGAAAUUUAGAACAAAUGAAAAUUAUUAAUGGGGUUCAGUAGAAGGAUCUGGACAACGUAGUUAUCCUCGAGAGCAAUGAAGUUGUUAUAAUUGAAAAGAAUUUGGCUCCUCUGGGAACUACUUAAUUUAAGAAAAUUGAAUACUUCUGGGGAGUAAAUGAAUAUUUAGCAAAAAUAAUUUUUUACUCAGUGCAGACUCAAAUUGUGAAUUCGAUUGAGAGAUACAGGUGGAGAUCGGCGGAUUUAUAGUGAAUAGAAGUUUUUUAUGGCUCGUGGGUAGUGAAUAAAUAUGAAUAAGUUGGCUGAAUCGAGGAUAUUUGGGUCACAUCGAAUUCGAAAAGUUCGGACAACAGAUUGGGCGAGGAAUAUCGACGGUAGGAAGAAUUUUUUCUUGACAAAAACCGAACAAUCUCGGAAAAUACCACCUCCAGGGCAAAAUACCAAGACAUCAUUUUUGUAAUUCAUAAAAUUCUGCGUGAAAAUGAUGUUCUGGUAUUUUUUUUUAAAUUCAAAUGGUUCUGAGAUUUUUUUACUUUUAUCUCCUGUGCCCUCUUAUUUAGAAAUAAUUGGUUCAUAAGAAAACAUGAAAAAUUUUGAAAACUAUUGCUUGUAUCGAAAAAUAUCAAAAAACCUUAUUUUUAGUUUAUGAAAUUCUCCACAAAAAUUAUCUCUUGAUAUUUUGCGAUAAAUCCAACAGAUCCAAAGAUUUUUUCAAUUUUCUUUUGCAAAAAAAUCUCACAUCGAUCCCUUUGAAUGAAUUCACCUAAAGAAUCACGAAGAGGAUCCUAACACAAGCCACCUCCUCGAAAACUUCGAAUUUACUCGCAAAUUAAAAUAAUCUACCCAUUUUGCCCCAUAACGUUGAGAAAUAUAGUGAAACCCUAUUUCGUUUCGUUGAUUUUCGAAUAAAACACAUUUGUUGCUUAAUUUCCAACAUUUUUUCAAUCAUUCUCCGGGUCAUUUUCGACCCCCCCAGCCGAACGUUGGAUAUCUGCCUCCAACACUCGAAAACAAGUGCAACGAGACUCUCUAUCCUCAUCCCUAAUUUUUUCCUCAACGAAUAACUACGAAAAAACAGAAUGAAGUACUCACGAAUCGUCGUCACCACCACUUUUGCACCAAAAAAACACCACGUAAUGUUGUUCAUUUUCGUAUUACGUCUGUAGACUCAUUUUCACUGAAGUAUCUCACAAAACGGCUUAUCAAGUUCACUGGAAUAAAAAAAAAACUGAAUAUAUU
Messenger RNA from Diachasmimorpha longicaudata, 4916 nucleotides. Its product is annotated as alkaline phosphatase-like. Bases 1653 to 3374 code for a protein of 573 amino acids. The transcript is spliced from 10 exons. NCBI's taxonomy places the organism in Eukaryota, Metazoa, Arthropoda, Insecta, Hymenoptera, Braconidae. Gene Ontology annotation, biological process: dephosphorylation. The record is from RefSeq and is a predicted model, not a curated record. Gene Ontology annotation, molecular function: alkaline phosphatase activity.